Messenger RNA from Neurospora crassa OR74A, 372 nucleotides. RefSeq lists its product as hypothetical. The record is from RefSeq and is a predicted model, not a curated record. NCBI's taxonomy places the organism in Eukaryota, Fungi, Ascomycota, Sordariomycetes, Sordariales, Sordariaceae. The coding region runs from base 1 to 372 and encodes 123 amino acids. The transcript has 2 exons.
AUGGCAAGAAUCCAGAUCAGUAUUCGGUUAGGAGAUGUUGAUGAAGCAGGGAGCCUGGUCAACGAUCUUGAUGUUGCUGGGCUCGUCUGUUCAGACGAGAUGUAUCAAACCGUGAGUAAUGCGCCAUGCGGAAGGGCGAUGGCACAAACAAUGCGUAUCAAAAACGAUCUUGCUUUCAUGGAAGGGCUACGAACAGGAGCCCCGAUAUGUUAUUCUGAUUUCAAAGCGGGGGAUGUGACGAGGAGCUACAUGACGAGUCUUUGCCCAAUGGAUGCUUUAUGGCUGAAACUCUGUAAGAAUCCUCCACUUGACGCCAUCUCAGCCAUCUCUCAGUUUCUGGGUCUAGUAGUCGAAGGCUCGGAAUCUGGUUAG